This is a messenger RNA of Colletotrichum navitas, 1686 nucleotides long. RefSeq lists its product as uncharacterized. Gene Ontology annotation, cellular component: cytoplasm. The transcript has a single exon. The coding region runs from base 300 to 1559 and encodes 419 amino acids. NCBI's taxonomy places the organism in Eukaryota, Fungi, Ascomycota, Sordariomycetes, Glomerellales, Glomerellaceae. The record is from RefSeq and is a predicted model, not a curated record. Gene Ontology annotation, molecular function: flavin adenine dinucleotide binding; electron-transferring-flavoprotein dehydrogenase activity.
CUCGCAUGCGCCGCCAACUCGUCCGCGAUCCGGCCGAAUCUCGCUCGAGAACUCAUCUGCUGCACAACCACCAUCGCCAAAAAGCAGCCCAAUGAGGAAUUUCUGCACUCACUCGUCCGCCCGCAGUGGUCCGUGAUAGAGCUUUAAAUACAACAUGUGAAUGAUGUAUAGCUGAUGUCUCUUGGCAUUCAGGUUUCCAGACAUUGAAAUCAUCUCUGGUAUUCAUCCCUUUUGCACUGGCGUUCAAUGAGCAGCAUUUGCCCUUCCCGUCAGUCUCGUCAGUACAAGUGUAAGCGACGAUGGCCCAGCCUUCCAACUCGUCUCCCAAGAGGCAUAUCGUCAUUCUCGGUGGCUCUUAUGGCGGCAUCUCAACGGCGCACUACCUCCUCAGGCACGUCCUGCCGAGACUGCCACGCCCCGAGGAUUACCAGGCGGUUCUCGUCAGUCCUUCGGCCGAAGCCAUGUGUCGGCAGGCAUGUCCUCGAGCGUUGAUAUCCGACGACAUGUUCCCGCAACACAAGCUGUUUGUCGGCAUCUCCUCCAUGUUCGAGUCGUAUGCCCAAGGUACUUUUUCCUUCCUCCAUGGAACAGCAACGGCACUGGACCACGUUGACCGCACCGUGACCAUCAACAUGGCAGGCGACAAAGGUGUCAAGACACUCGAUUAUCACGCAGUAGUCAUUGCCACUGGUACAUCGACGCCUUCAUCUCUGCUAGGUCUCAACUCCGCUCCGGAAGACCUACGCCAGAGCUGGGCUGUCUUCCGAAAGGCCCUCCCAGCUGCGAAAAGCAUCGUCAUCGCCGGCGGAGGCCCGGCGGGCGUUGAGACCGCGGGCGAACUCGGUGAACACCUCAACGGUCGGUUACGCCGGCCGCAGAGUUCCCGGGGGGUCCCGAAAGUCACCAUCACGCUCGUGACCUCAGCGCCCGAGAUCCUCCCUGCGCUCCGCCCGGCCAUUGCGCGCAAAGCGGAGGGCUACCUCGCCCAGGUUGGUGUCACCGUUCGCAAGGGCGUCCGGGUCACCAGCGUGCGCCCUGCGGCGGCCGGGGCGGACGAGGUAGCAGCAACGGCGGCCGUCACCCUCGACAGCGGAGAGACGCUCGACGCGGACCUCUACAUCCCGACGACGGGCACCAGGCCGAACACGGGCUUCAUCGACGCUGGCCUGCUCCUCCCGGACGGCAGGGUAAACACUAACUCCUCGACCCUCCGCGUCGACCCAGCCGGGCCCCGGGCCUACGCCGUCGGCGACGCGUCCUCCUACGCUGGACCCGCCGUACACAACAUACUGGCCGCCGUUCCGGUUCUGUGCACCAACCUCAGGCGCGACCUCCUCCUGGCAUCGGAGAGCCCGGAGCGGGCAGAAGGUCAGGACAGGCUGUUUACGGAAGACCCUCGUGAGAACCAUCUGGUCCCAGUUGGCAGGAGGAAAGGAGUCGGCGCCGUAAUGGGUUAUCAACUGCCCAGCUUCCUGGUAUACAUGAUCAAGGGUCGGGAUUACUGGCUUUGGACGACGGGGAACCUCUGGAGCGGCAAGCAAUGGGCCAAGGAGUCGUGAAGGUGGUGAGGACCAAUUCCGCGGGCCCAUCCGAAAUCCGAUUGCCGUAAGUUAAGCAUCAUGAUAGGGCGUAGGUUCAGCUUGUCGGUUGGUAUGCUUUUUUGCUUUUUUCUUUUUUGACAAGGAG